AUGGCAACCGAGGAGGAUAUCGCGUGGUUCAAGUCCACUUUCCGCCCAAUCCCCAAGCCAGAGUUGCCCGACGACUCGGUCCAGUACUUCGUUUAUCACCUCCCCUCCCCCGCCCCCGCCGUUAUCGAUGAUGCUGCCGAGACUAGGGCACGAUUGCUCGAGGUCCAGCGCACCGCGUCUGAUUUGACCAAGGAACUGCUCAAGGAUUAUAUCUGGCAGCGGGAAAGCUUUCGACUGGAGAUUCAAAAGGAUGAUGGCAUAACAUCACUUCAUGGUCGCACCAACUAUGGAGACUCCAUUGAAGAUGAAUGGGUCAUUGUAUACAUCCUUCGCGAAUUGAGCAAACGCCAUCCAGAUAUUUGGAUCAAGGUCGCAGAUAGUGACGGGGAAUUCCUGCUCAUUGAGGCCGCGGGGACACUUCCUUCCUGGCUCGAGCCGGAGGUGGCGGACAAUAGGGUUUGGAUCCAUCAAGGAGACCUCAGAAUCAUCAAGCCCAAACAGGAGACAACCAGAAAGGUCACUGAGAAAUUGUCUUUCUCAGAGGCUAGAAAGAUCAUCCAAGGAGAACCCUCGCGCUUUAUGAAAUCCCCCAUGAUACAAGAGGAGGCGUUUUAUCGACUGCGCAACUACCCCAAACAAAUCGCCGAUAACCUUCACUCUGCAAUCGUGACCAUCCCCCGCAAGGUAGCAUACCUUUUGCACCAGAAAUCGGCAUACAUAUCACCAGCGGUGGAAGCGUUUUACAUUCGGGAUCCUAUUGCCCUUCAACCACUCCGUGCGAAGGACGCCUCUGAUCUUACCUUCAAGCCAGAUGACCUGGUGACCGUGAGCGUUCGAUUUACGCGAGUCGGAUUUGCACAGCUGAAAAGUCAGGAAUUUCCGGCCCCGAACACUUGGGCGGGUAAAUUGCCCGGGACGGAAAACGAGAAAGCAUAUGCUCGAGCCGAAGCUGGAAUGAAGCUCGCUUGUGGGUUCGAAAUGCUACUCUACGAUCCACAUCAUCAGGACAAAGCCGCUGUUCGCGAAAUGAAACUGUUGUUGGAGGAUAUUGAGACCGGUGAUGAGACUCUUCCCACUGAUGGUGAAAUCGAAAAAUCCUGGGACAAGCGAGAAGACGAUGAGAAGUGGAUGGACAUAAACUUUGAAGAUCUGGACAGGGAAUUAAAGGGAAAAGGAAAGGGUGACACGGCAGAAGGCGGCAACUUCGGCGAUGCAGGAGCUCAGGAAAACCUUCAACGGAUAGUGGCCCGGUUUGAAGAGUUCUUGAAUGAUAACUCAGCCGGUUUCGAUGGAGCUGACUUCAUCGAUGAUUUUGACUCGGACUCCGACGUCGAUGAUGACUAUGAGGAACUGAGUGACGAGGAGGAAGACAAGGAGGCUUCGUUCAACGAAGAGGAAUUUGCUAAAAUGAUGAAGGAGAUGAUGGGAAUGCCUUCCGGGUCCGGUCAGGGACCAUCCCUCGAAACACCACUACGAAACCGAAUUAAAGACCUGGAUACAGAUGAGGAGGAUGACACGGAACAGAUCCAUGAGCUAUCUCGACAGAUGGAGGCCGAGCUCAAAGGGACCGGAGUUCUUGACCUCAACCGGAAACAGCAGAAAUUGACGGCUGGGGCCUCAUCUAAAAACCAAACCGGUGAAUCAUCUAAUGCCAAUGCGGAGGAAGAUGAAGACGACAAUGUCAACAUCAAUCUGGCCAAGAAUUUGUUGGAAGCUCUACAGGGACAAGCCGGAACGGCGGGACCCGCCGGCAACAUGCUGUCUAUGAUGAACCUGCGUAUGCCCAAGGAUGACCGGCAAUGA
Messenger RNA from Penicillium waksmanii, 1803 nucleotides. Its product is annotated as putative regulatory factor Sgt1. Gene Ontology annotation, cellular component: nucleus. The record is from RefSeq and is a predicted model, not a curated record. The coding region runs from base 1 to 1803 and encodes 600 amino acids. The transcript has 3 exons. NCBI's taxonomy places the organism in Eukaryota, Fungi, Ascomycota, Eurotiomycetes, Eurotiales, Aspergillaceae.